AUGGGUCAUUCACAAAUCAAUCUUCUCGAGUAUCUUCGUACGAAGACACAGGUUGACCUGGAUACCUUUGACAUCACCCUAUCCAAGGAAUUCGGCAAAUGUGUCGACUGCACAUCUAACCAGUAUGAAUACUACACCGAGCUCGCAAAACCCACCCGGAAGGACAUAGUCCUCAAGGCCAUAGAGACUGCGAAAAAGCUGCGGGACCAAUUCCCCGAAGUCACCUUUGAGGAGUUGGCCGUAGAGAUAGGGGCAGUCUACCUUGCUCUAGCAAUGCUUCCCGAUAUCUCCGGAAACCUCCAUAUAAUGGCGAAUCCGAACUUCUCCUACUCGACGAAAAAGAUCGUCGAUACGGGGAAAAGGCUUCAUAGACUGUCGAAAAUCGCGGACCCAUCCUUUGACGGUUCCCGCCUGGUGAUGAAGGUGGCAGCGACAUGGGAGGGACUCCAAGGAUGCCGCGAGCUCCGCAACCUGGGCAUCAAGACACUAGGAACCACCCUCUUUUCGAUGGAGCAGGUCGUUUUGGCUGGCGAGGCCGGCUGCGUAUCCAUAUCCCCGUUUGUGCGCGAGCUUAAGGAGCUGGUUGAUCCGAGCUUCGUGGACCCCAACCCACAACUCGACCUGAGCGCCCAAGCACAGAGAUGGUACGAGGCAGAAGGGGUUCCGACAAAGGUCAAGGCGUGUGCUACACGGGGCCUCGACGAGCUUUUGAUCUUGGCGGGGGUUGAUGCGCAGACUCUGAUUCCGGAUGACCUGCGAGGUCUUCAGUCGACGACUCGGUCAAUGGCUGAGGUGGCUGCCAUGUCGCUUUUCAAGGCCACGGCUGAUACCAGGAUGGCGAAGAUGUCGUAUCCUUCGUAUAUUGAUAAUGAGGAGAAGUAUAGAAUGGACUUUGGGUAUGCGGAUGAGGGGAAUGCGCAGAGGAAGCUCGCACAGGCCAUCAACAUUUUCAGCGACUUUCAGGCCAAAGCGGAGGAGGUGGUCCGGAAUGCAAGGGCGGAGCAGGAGCGCGCGCAGGGCUAA
Aspergillus calidoustus is the source of this 1023-nucleotide messenger RNA. The record is from the annotation of a GenBank genome assembly. NCBI's taxonomy places the organism in Eukaryota, Fungi, Ascomycota, Eurotiomycetes, Eurotiales, Aspergillaceae.